AUGAAGCUCCUCACAUCAACCGUCCUUGUGGGCGUAGCUGCGGCAUCCAUUACACCUCAACAACAAGUGCUUCAGAACCCAUUUCAAUCAGCAGCAAAGCCGGUCUCUGAUGCUUGGUCUAAAUCAAUGGAAUCCUUGAGUCAUCUCGCGGGUUCCAUGAAAGAUAUGACCUCUGAAGCCAAAGCUGUCUGGGAUGAAGUCUCAAUGCUUUUCCCUGAGGCGAUGGAAAAGGCAACUUUCUUCUCUCAACCAAAACCACAUACAAGAAAACCUGAUACUGCUUGGGAUUAUAUUGUCAAAGGCGCAGAUAUCCAGAGUGUUUGGGUUGAGAAUUCCAAGGGAGAGAAGGAGCGUGAAAUUGAUGGAAAGCUUGAGAAUUAUAACAUGAGAGCUAAGAAGGUUGAUCCUACGAAGCUUGGUGUUGAUACGGUCAAGCAAUACAGUGGUUACUUGGACGAUGAGGAGAACGACAAGCACUUGUUCUACUGGUUCUUUGAAUCUAGAAAUGAUCCUAAGAACGACCCAGUAGUUCUUUGGUUGAACGGAGGACCAGGAUGCUCUUCCUUGACCGGCCUUUUCCUCGAACUUGGCCCUUCCUCUAUCGACAAGAACCUCAAGCUACACAACAACCCAUACUCUUGGAACGCCAAUGCUUCCGUUAUCUUCCUUGACCAACCAGUCAAUGUUGGAUACUCAUACAGUGGUGGAUCUGUCAGCAACACGAUUGCUGCCGGCAAGGAUGUUUAUGCUCUUCUCACCUUGUUCUUCAAGCAAUUCCCUGAAUAUGCGAAACAAGACUUCCACAUUUCUGGUGAAUCUUAUGCUGGUCACUACAUUCCAGUCUUCACAUCCGAGAUUUUAUCUCACAAGAACCGCAACAUCAACUUAAAGUCCGUCCUUAUCGGUAACGGUUUGACCGAUGGACUUACACAAUACGAACACUACAGACCAAUGGCUUGUGGAAAGGGUGGAUACCCAGCUGUUCUCGACUCCAGCGAAUGUCAAGCUAUGGAUAACGCUCUUCCCCGUUGCCAAAGUUUGAUCCAAAACUGCUAUGAUAGCCAAAGUGUGUGGUCUUGUGUCCCCGCAAGCAUCUACUGCAACAACGCUAUGAUGGGACCUUAUCAAAAAACUGGCCAGAACGUUUAUGACAUCCGUAGCAAAUGUGAAGACAGCAGCAACUUGUGCUACUCUGCUCUUGGCUGGAUUAGCGAGUUCUUGAACAAGGCCGAUGUUCAAAAAGAGCUAGGUGUUGAAGUCAGCAGUUAUGAAAGCUGUAAUUUUGAUAUCAACCGAAACUUCCUUUUCCAAGGUGACUGGAUGCAACCUUUCCACCGAUUGGUCCCCAGCAUCCUUGAGCAAAUCCCAGUCUUGAUCUAUGCUGGUGAUGCCGAUUUCAUCUGCAACUGGCUCGGAAACCAAGCCUGGACCGAAGCCCUUGAAUGGCCUGGACAAAAGGGAUUCAAUGAUGCCAAGACCAAGGACCUUCAAUUGGAGAAUGGUGACAAGACUGGUACCUUUAAGAGCAGUGGUAACUUUACAUUCGCACGUAUCUUUGGUGCUGGACACAUGGUCCCAAUGGACCAACCUGAGGCGUCGUUGAAUUUCCUUAAUAAAUGGUUGAGUAGUUAUACUCUAUAG
Sclerotinia borealis F-4128 is the source of this 1641-nucleotide messenger RNA. The record is from the annotation of a GenBank genome assembly. Lineage: Eukaryota; Fungi; Ascomycota; Leotiomycetes; Helotiales; Sclerotiniaceae.